Messenger RNA from Orycteropus afer afer, 851 nucleotides. RefSeq names its product sulfotransferase 2A1-like. Gene Ontology annotation, cellular component: cytoplasm. Gene Ontology annotation, molecular function: sulfotransferase activity. Gene Ontology annotation, biological process: sulfation. The record is from RefSeq and is a predicted model, not a curated record. Lineage: Eukaryota; Metazoa; Chordata; Mammalia; Tubulidentata; Orycteropodidae.
AUGGCUACUGAUUAUUUGUGGUUUGAAGGCAUUCCUUUCCCCAGUUAUGUACAGAGUGUUGAAACCUUGAAAUUCUUGCGGGAUGAAUUUGUGGUGCAGGAUGGAGAUGUCAUUACAUUUUCUUACCCAAAAUCAGGAUCCCAUUGGAUGUUCGAGAUCCUCAGCCUCAUCCACUCCAAGGGAGAUCCCAGAUGGGUCCAGUCUGUUGCUAUCUGGGAUCGUUCACCAUGGUUAGAAACAGAAAUAGGGUAUGAAAAUGUGAAGAAUCAGAAAUAUCCACGAAUGUACUCUUCACACCUCCCAAUUCAAUUGGCUCCCAAGUCUUUCUUCAAUUCCAAGGCCAAGGUUAUUUACCUAAUGAGAAAUCCCAGAGAUAUUCUUAUUUCUGGUUAUUAUUUCUACCAAGUAUUGAAAUUGGUCAAAAGUCCAGAGUCAUUUGAACAAUAUUUUGAAUUGUUUCUCCAGGGAAAUGCACCGUUUGGAUCAUGGUUUGACCAUAUUCGUGGAUGGCUGUCAAUGAAAGGAAAAGAGAAUGUCUUUAUAAUUUCAUAUGAGGAGCUGCACCAGGACUUAAAGGGCAGUAUAGAGAGACUCAGCCAGUUCUUGGGCAAGAAGCUAAGUCCAGAAGAACUCAACUCAGUCCUCAAGCACAUAUCCUUCCAGGUCAUGAAAGAUAAUAAAAUGAGCAAUUUGUCUAUUGUGCCAGAUGAGGUUAUAAAUCACAGCAAAGGGGGAAUCAUGAGAAAAGGAAUCACUGGGGACUGGAAAAAUCAUUUCACGGUGGCCCAGAGUGAAGCCUUUGAUAAAAUAUACCAAGAGAAGAUGGUGGGGCUUCCUCGAGGGCUUUUUCU